AUGGUCGACAAGCGUGAUGAUGGCUCAGGGGAGCGGAAGAUGCGUAUGGUUGUUAAUUACCAGGCUCUGAAUGCCCUUAAAGUCGCUCCUGAUUUUCCAUUACCUCCCAUUCAAGCCAUCCUGGAGAUGCUGGGAGGCGCCAAGUACUUUUCCACUCUGGUCCUUGAAGCAGGAUUCCAGCAAAUACGUAUGGCUAAGGAAGACCGCUCGAAGACGGUUUUCCGUUCCGUUCUAGGGCUAUUUGAAUAUCGAGUUAUGCCCUUUGGCUUUAAGGAUGUUCCAGCUACGUUCCAGGCCAACUUACUUGGCUACCGCUCGGGGUGGCUCCGGCAUCACCCGGUCGCAGCUAUGAGCAGCGCAUUGCACUCAGCGGCCUGUGAUUGGCUAGGCCUGCCCCUAGAGGGUGGCUCCACAGCAGAAUUUCUUUAUUAG
Molecule: messenger RNA, 432 nt
Organism: Eimeria necatrix
Lineage: Eukaryota; Apicomplexa; Conoidasida; Eucoccidiorida; Eimeriidae
Exons: 1
Coding region: 1-432 (143 amino acids)
Source: RefSeq, a predicted model, not a curated record